Molecule: messenger RNA, 1317 nt
Organism: Phytophthora nicotianae INRA-310
Lineage: Eukaryota; Oomycota; Peronosporomycetes; Peronosporales; Peronosporaceae
Exons: 1
Coding region: 343-1101 (252 amino acids)
Source: RefSeq, a predicted model, not a curated record
UGGUGAUCUCGCUGCGUUUUCGACUACCAGCGCUGCCAAGGAUUUAGCGACCUUCAUCUCGAAGUAUGGUAACGAUUUCAGUACGACGAUUUAUGGCGCGCGUUAUGGCACGUUGUGGGUGGAGCGGGUUAUGCAUUUGGGUCCUCCGGACGUGACGGGCUACGUCUUGGACAGUGUGCUCACGACCUCUGGAGCCUCCGCUGAUACAUUCAUGAACAUUUCCUCUUGAACGCCGCGUACAGUGAAGUAGGCGAUGCGUUUCUGAAUCUUUGUGAUGAAGACGAGAGUUGCAAUUUGCGAUUCAAAAAGAAAGGUCUCAAGGCAAUAAUAGUACAGCAUUUGAUGACUAAGCUCGACAAGAAUCCCACCUCAACCUGUGCCAAGGUGCUAGAGACAGCGGGAACAGACCAGGAGGACUACGGCCCACCGUCGUUUGCCCUUCGAAAUUUACUGGGCUCGCUGCUUGCAGACUCAGACUACAGAACGAUGAUCCCAUCAAUCGUGUACCGAUUGGCUCGCUGCGCAAAGAAGGAUGUCGAUGUACUCUCGCACAUGCUCGAAUACGUCAAAAAUGGCAUCGUCUUGGGUCUCAAGCUCUUUGGAGCAACGACUUAUUUACUCGAUAACCUCAUCAUCUUUUCCGAGAUGUGGGAAACUCCCACGCCCAGCGUUGCUCAGAUGACGGCGCGAUUUGAAGCGACGACGAUGAGUGGCUUAUUAUCGAGCACACAGGUGCAGGCAUACUGUGCAUACUCCAAAGAGAAAUCGUCUGUGUGCAACAAAUUUAAGGCGGGAGAUUACGACGCUAACGGCAUCAUCUACGAGCAUGACGAGUAUUGGAAUAAGGCCUCCAAAAUCCAGGACCAAGCCAGUGUUUUGCUCAUGAGCAGUGAACUGGAUCCUAUGGCACCUAGCAAGUACGCGACGUAUUUUCUGGACGCACUUGAUGGUGACAAAAAGGAGCUCAUCACUUUCAAGUACACCACGCAAGGCAAUCUCGUCGACAGUGAUACCAUGGAAAGCACAUGCGGGAUUAGUAUUUUUGGCCUCCUUUAUACAGGCCGAAGGCGAUUUAGACAAGCUGAACAAAACGUGUGUUGAAGAUCAAAUAUCCUCAGCGCUGAACUGGACAAUUCCGAUCGACCAACAGUACACUUACUUGAGCACUGAUGAUGCAUACGACGGUGUGUUCGACUCGAGUUUGAGUGUUGAUAAGGUGCCUGUAACUGAGGAAGAUGCUUCUUCAAUGGAAGAAGCGAAGGAUGCAUCGGGUGUGCGAGACUGAAGAAGUUUGCGGAAUUGACUGGUGAUGCGCGU